UUGGCCAUAUUUAAUAUUUGUGUUAGUCAUUGGCCCCCAUUAAAAAACUUUUAAAAACAAGGCACCACUGUACAACUAAUACUAAAUACCAGUAUCAAAUUCGUCUUCCAACAUUCAAGGCCACUUCCAUAAAAUUUCGUUGUUAAACAGUCUGCCAUUUGCGUGCUACAACUCGUUGUUAACAGGUCUCUCAGUCAUGUGUAGUAUUAGUUAGAUUUCUAAAGUAUUUGCUAAGGGCGACUACAUUUUGGUGAGGUUUCUUCAUGUAACGUUGUAUAUUGGUCGAGUAACAGUUUUGAAGUUUCCUUGUUGCUUCUUCAUGACCUUUAACCAUAACCAGCACAGCAUUAUCACCAGCAAAGAUUAUUUUGAGAAACGCUUUCUGUAGAUCCACAACUAAGAUGCUUAGUAAUCCCACCUCACGAAUCUAAGGCACCGCCAGAAUUGCUCGCGCCCAGACAUCACACCCGAAAUCAAAAUGUAAUUUGGCAACUGCCUCAGAUUUGGUUUAAGAACAAAAUUUUUCUAACCAAUGGGUGCCAACAUGGGUAAAAACGCAUCCCUCCUCGAUGCUCUACCUUCUGGUCAGGGCACGCUCCAUGUCGUCAUGCUGGGCCUAGACUCAGCCGGAAAAACGACGGCCCUGUAUAGGCUAAAAUUCGAUCAGUAUUUGAACACUGUACCUACUAUCGGAUUCAAUUGCGAAAAGGUCAAGGGAAUGAUUGGAAAAGCUAAAGGUAUAAACUUUCUGGUUUGGGACGUCGGUGGCCAAGAAAAACUGCGACCUUUGUGGAAGUCCUACACCCGCUGCACGGAUGGCAUCGUCUUCGUCCUGGAUAGUGUCGACAUGGAGCGUAUGGAAGAAGCCAAAAUGGAACUGAUAAGAACUGUCAAAGCUCCAGAAAAUUUCAGUGUCCCUAUCCUUGUGCUCGCCAAUAAGCAAGAUCUACCUGGUGCUCGAGAACCGCGCGAAUUAGAAAAACUGUUGGGGUUGACUGAGUUGGGUAAUGGGGGAGCUCCUGGGGGACAUUUAUGGCACGUGCAACCAGCUUGUGCCAUAACUGGUGAUGGAUUACACGAAGGAUUAGAAGUGCUGUACGAGAUGAUUUUGAAGAGGAGGAAAUUGGCGAAAGAAAGGAAGAAAAAGGGAAGAUGAAGUUUAGCGUUGUGAAUGUUUGGGCUCAAUUUAUCGAUGGUAAGGGUCGAGUUGAUCGGACUGGAAUUUUAUCCGAGAUACGGUUGUGUUAAACUCAAUAACUGAUGUUGUGAUGCAGCUUUUCUAGGUGUAGAACUUCGAUUUGAAUACAGAAGUUUUUUAAUAUCGGCUAUUUUCGCUAUUUUUACUAUUAAUGUUAAUUGCUGUUGAAACUUAUGAACCAAAUAAUCAAGGCAAUUUUAGACCAAUGAUAACCUGUUAAAUGUUGAAUUUUGGUUAUUGGCUAAAUUAAAUAGAACUCAUUAGAUUCAAAAAUGGAUCUUUAAAUGUCUACGUAACCGAUCUGAAUGUCCUUUAUUGAAUUGAUUUUAUCUUUCUAUAUUCAGUUUAAUUUAAUUUAGCCAAUUUUACUGUAGAUAUGCUUGAUUCCCGAUUUUGUGAUUUUGCAGACUGAGUUUAAUAAUAAAGAAACAAAACCUUCCUCUAUCGGAAUGUGCAGAAAAUGUACUAAGCCAAUGAUUUCAUAGGUUGAUUAAAAAAAUAAACGAAUUCUACAAGGUACAAAAUUUUAAAAUGAGUCAAUUGGUAGUUAUUUUAAGAGAAUGAAAUAAUUUUGGAACAUAUAUACUGAUAAAAUAACAUCCGACGAAUUUUCUGGACAUUUUCCAGAGACAAUGAAAUUGCGUAUACCAUAUUUAGUUUAAUAAUUUAUAUCUAAAAGCCUAUUUAUAAACUUGUUAUUGGCAUUUGACAUUAAAAUCUAAGGCCACAGUUAAAAUUGCCGUUGUCUUUUGGCGUUUAUGGCAGUAGUAUGUCUUUGCCAUUUAUUUUUAUCUUAAAAUUCUUAUUUUUAUCGUUGUCGUUUAAGUUUACCAUUCCUUGGCACUUAGUAGAUGGCGAACUAUAGAAAAUCAAAAAUAAGAUUAUAUAAAACUUAAGAUCAUAUAAUACAGUAAGCACCCGACACGAAGAGAUAAAGCAAAAAAGUGAUUGUUGGGGUGCAAUAGCAAUAGCCAAUCAAGUAGUGUUCUAGAGAUCUUCCAAAAUUCAUUAUCUUAUAUUUUUCUCUAGAGCUUAUUUCCAACAGGCACACUCUUCAAUUUUUACCUUUUUCUACUCUACAAUUCCAGUGUCAACUUCUGGGCAACAAAAUGAUUUUUGUAUUAACUUGGAACGCACUUUUAUGUAUUAUUGUAUUAACUUGAAACACCUUUAUUUUCUACGUAAUAGUCUAAGACAAUAAUUCGAUAUAAAAUAAUCGUUAAGAACAAUUAAAACUCGUACCCGGAACAGUUGUGAAACCGCGUGUAAAACGGCAUAUGUGUUUAAUCAAAACGCGAUCAGUGAUCAGUGACAUAGGACUUGGUAAGACUUUUAUAAACUUAUAAUAUUGUCUGUUUAUCAUAUUUCUUUCUUAAUUCCACUUAAACCAGUAACCUCAUACAGUAAGCAAACUCUAAAAAUAUAUAUUAAUUAUUUCAUAUAAUGUAAUGCCUCCAUUAUACAAACUAUAUAAGUCAAAUGUAAAUUUCUCAUAUUGCUUUUAGUCCAGCAAUUUUUCUUUUGCAUAUUAUCUCUAAACACAGUGUUAUUCCUGAACACUCAUUACAAGUGUCAUCACUGAUAAUACCUAACAAAUAAUAAGGGAAACAAAUCCAUAUAAUUUAAUUCGUAGUAUCUGGUGCUUACUUGGCGAGAAUGGUGAGAGAAUAAUGCAUUUUAAAACACUUAUCGCCAUAAACACCAUGUUUUGCUUUUACUGCUGAUAGCAAAAGUUCUAAGCGUGACUAAAUCUGGAGCUAAGAGAAAAGCAUGGCAAUUCUGACUUCAAGUUUCUAAAUAUUUAGCUUGAAUGGGGUAAAAUCUAAGGCAAGGAUUAUAUUUUGAAUCUUUCUAGUUCCACUGACUGAUAGUUUCAAAACUCAAUCCAACUAAAGCUGAAACUAUUGUAAAUAUACUUCCUUGUUGUAAUUGUUUUUAACCUAUCAUAUAUUUUAUGUAUGGGAGUUUAUUAAAAACAUAGUAUUUGUUUGAUAUACAAAGUGACGUUAAGUUGGGUACCUACUCAUAAACCAGUACUGCUUAUUUUGUUUUUAUUUACUACAAAUAAAUACACUGCCUGUCAAAAACAACUGAAGAAUUUUAUUAGAACAGUUAAAUAACUCGAACUAGAAGAUUAGAAUUUAAAGAAUAUACUAAAGUUGUUACUAUUAAAGAUAUGUAUGAACAUCGAAAGUUAUAAGUAUGUAUUCAUUGAUUUUUCACUUUCAUUUCAAUUUCAAGAACUUUUUUAAAAAAUUUUAGCAGUGUACUACAACUAAUUCCUUAUCUUUAUGUUGAUUGUACUAUGUAUUGUUACCAAUAAUUAUAAUUAUUAUAUAAACAACUUAUAAUCACUUUGUAUAUGCUGUCGGUUUUUUUAAACCCUGCAUUGUUCGUAGGCAAAUACCCAAUGUGAAUGUAUUUUGGAUUGUUAUGGAGUACCUUAUCGUACCGUUUAUAUAAUAUAGUCAAACAGAUUCUAAACGUGUAUAUUUGUGAAGUCUUUAAAAAAAUACGAAGCUGGUCUUCAAUUAGGCAUCAUUUGGACCAUAAUAAUCGACUAUAUGAAAAGUUUUAUACCAAACAGCGUUUUUAAAACACAACUUGUGUAAAGAUGUCUGGACUGCUUAGUAUUUUUUUAUGGACUGCUUUAGGUUAGAUAGAUGAAAAACUUUUUGAAAAGUUUAGUAUUGAGAAUGAUUUGUAUAAAAUAAAACCACAUAGGGGCACCAAAAUGUUUUUAUGAGAUACACUCUUAUUGAAGAUACCAACAUUACCAUAUUGCUCAGAUGUUUGUUGUAUCAAUGUUUUUGUAUUUCACUAAAAAGUUAAUAUAAGAAAAUUUGGAAUACCUACGCCCUAUAUUCAAAGUUACCGACUUUUUGUACACUCUGACAUUAAUGUUUUAUAAUGUGCAAUUUUUUAUAAAAUAAGAACUGUAUUUGCUACGUAUAUAGAAUAUUUUAAAAUUUCUAUGUUUAAUUUUAUGACACCGAUUUAGGAAACCUAUAAAAGGUAUAUACAUAUGAAUGUAGUAAAUUAUGCGAACACUUUUUAAAAAUGUACAGUUUUCUAAUGUCUAAAUACUUUGUAUAAAACUAGAUAAAUAAUUUCUGACGAAAAUAUACUGGAUGUCCCAUAAAGUUAUUCCAACAUUUUUAACAGGAUCGCUUAUAUUCUGUAAGUUCUUUUAAAAUUCACGAACAAAAUAUAUGGAGUAUUUUAUUAAAUGCCUAAAUAUUUCAACUGUAGACUAUAAAAAAAUAUAUAUAAUCCAAUGUGCAUACUAUCUGUCAGUAUUAGUCCAUCCUCUUGCUAAUUCCCCACUAUUGAGAACAUACUUCGUUCUCUUGGCAAAGAUACAUCUUAUACACGAUAGAUAGCUCUAACAUCAGAGCUUAGAGGAGACCCUAAAAACUCCUUGCCACAUUUCAAAAGCCUCAAUUCUCUUGCACAUUGUUUCCGUGGGAGUCCAUGCUUCCAUUCCAUAGAACAAAAGCUGAACACAUAGCAGCAAUAAGCGUAUUCUUAGCGUAAUUUUUAGCUCUAUUUUGGCUAGUACCUUUUGCAUUUUCCUAAACGAUGAUUUCCUGUAAUAAGUCUCAUUUUUCAUUCACCCAGCAGCCUAAAUACUGUAUGCUUGUACUCUCUGUGCAAUGUCUCCAUUUAUUCUAAUACCUGCCAAGUUAUUAGCUAUAUUUUUGUUUUUGCUGAUGAUCAUCCAUUGGGAUUUCUUUAUGUUUAUUUUCAAACCCAUUUAUUGGUCGGUCACGGAAUGUGGAAGUGCCUGCAAAUCAUCCCUGUCCGUUGCUAGCAGAACUGUGUCAUCAGAGUAUCUCAGAUUGUUGAUGACUAUUUCAUUGGCAAUUAUACCCUCUGUUCUGUCUUCUACUGCUUCUCUGAAGAUCUUUUCCGUAUACAAAUUAAACAGAAGCGGGGAGAGCACGCAACCUUGUCGUAACUCCUUUCAGAAUAGGAAUUUCUUCAGAUGUCUGGUUGUUAAUUCUGAUGUCAGCUGUUUGAUUCCAGUACAAAUUGGUUAUUAUCCGAAUGUCUCGUCCGUCCCUUUUAAUAUACUUUCAUCCCUUUUAAAUUAAAUUUACUUGAAUUCACUGCUUUUCAUAGAUAAUGUUACGGGGUAUUAAACUAUUGAUUAAAACUUCUGCUUAAAUCUUCUAAUAAUACAUUCUGUAUCUCAGAACGAGGCAUACAUCGGUGUAAUUUGAGUUUAAUUAUCAUAUUAUUUUGACAUUAAAAUGGCAUGUUAAAAUAUUUAAACAUAUUAAUGAAACAUCCCGUUUCGAUCGAUGUUAGGCUUGUAAUUUUAUUUUAUUUAUCUUAGUUAUAACUUCACAAAGAUAUACAUUCCCCGACACAAAAUUCCGUUACUAAAUAUUUUUGAUUAAGUUUGACAAUUUAUACCUUUUUUAUUUGUACUCCUAUUUUCAAGAUUCUAGCAUCAGUUUGUAGGUAUAUGUAUUGACAUCGUUUGUUAUUAUUCUGAUAAUAAACGUGAAUAGAAGCGUUAUAUUUUCUCCUAACUUUAAAAAAUUCUGUGGAAAAAUUGAAGUGCUGAUUUUGUUUCAUAGUCCUUUCGUAUUAUCCCGGAGCAAUUCCUAAGAUUGUGUUUUUUAAAUUAUCCGAAUAUCUAUUUUCUUCUAAGAGCUGCACAGUUUUUUGUAAAUAAAAACACUGAUUGACUCAUAAGCAUGAAUAUCUUAAAUAGAGGUUGGAUUGCUAAGAUUGGAAUAGCCCGCAUGCAGCCCAGAUCUCAAUCCUAUCGAGCAUUUAUGGGAUGAAUUGAAAUAGCUAUUCGGCGUCAUCCUAGGCCUCCAGAAAAUUUGAUACAGUUAAGGUUGGCGCUGGUAGAGGAAUAUCGGGCUAUUCCCCUGGCAAGUAUAGCACAUCUUAUUCAUUCGAUGUCACAGAUUGCGAGCAGUAAUUUUAUUUAUAUAUAUAUAUACACCGUUCUUAGGCGUCAACGCCCUUCGGUAGGGAUCUAUGGAGGAGUAUCACCAAGCCGGAAGCCCUUAUCCCUUCCCGUACCGCUCCUCCAUAGGCCGAUCAGACGCCAGUUUAUUCCAGACCAAGCCGUAGACUCUAUUGAGUUUUAUACUACGGCGUUGGCCUUUUAAUAAUUUCUUGACCUGGCUGAGGCUCGAACCAUCGAUCGCAAACCACUAUACUUGUCGAUCGACUGCGCCUUUGCCAACUGGACCGUCUAGACCGACAGUAAUUUUAUUUACAGCUUUUAGAAUCUUAGGGAUGUCUCAUGUCUCAUGCCUCUAAGAAAGGACUAUGAAACAAAAUCAGCUCUUCAAUGUUUUCACAGAAUUUUUUAAAGUAAGGUGAAAAUACAACGCUUUCAUUCACCCCCGUCUAAGCAAAAAUUCUUUGUUACCGGAAUAAUAAAAAACAAUGUCAAUAUGCAGGAAAGGGUGUUCUAUUUGAAAUAACAAAGUUCGUUAGAUUUUCAGAAAAACGGAAGAUUUGACAACAAUGUAAUUACUACUAUAAUAUCGGCCGCAUUAAAAGACCCUUACCCACCAAAAUCUAUAAAAAUCGUUCUAGCGGUUUUCGAGAAAAUAGCGUGUUGCCAGACUUUCUCGCAACCCUGUAUGUACCUACAAAAUGAUGCAAGAAUCUUUAAAAUCGGACUACAUAUAAUAAAGUUAUAAAUUGCCAAAAAUAAUCAAAAAUUUUUAGUGGCGGAAUUUUGUGCCGGUGAGUGUAUAAUAAUAAUAUAAUAGCUUGGAAGAGCCAGUGUUUUUUCCGAAAAUACGAAAGGUAUUUGGCAAAUUAUUAGACUAAGUCACGGCACUUGAUAUAUUUGUGUAAGUAACCCACAGCUUGACAAGAUAAUUUUAAAUUUUUCGCUGAUGAUUGCAAGAUUGCCGCUGCAAAAGUUGUUUUUGUCUAUUUUUAUUAAUAAACAACCUCAAAACGAUUUUUGUGAAAUGGGAACAUGGGUCGGAUGUUAAAUCAAGUAGGUAUAAAUAUAUUUAAAAAUAAAGAUGCAUACAUAUUUUUCGGUAAAGAUAAUGUACCUAACUAUUUAUUUGUGGAAAUUAAAGAUCUAUAUAUCGUCGGUAUACUGCGAAAACCAGAUAAAUGACAAAUUUUAAAAUAUUGAGUUAAGUAUACCAAAAUUCUCAGCUUUUUACGCUCCACAUGCAGGUAAAACUCAGUAAAUGAUACGACUUACCAUUCAGCAGAUAAUUUGUGUAAUAAACAAAUAAGUUACACCUAACCAACUUUUAAUUUUCAAAUAAAACAAGAUAUCGCUACUUACUUCCAUAAAAUCAAAGUUCUGUUGCAUGUAAAACCAACUAAGCGCACAUUUAUAUUUGCCGGACAACAAUAUAUUUCUACUGCUGUAUAUCUACCAUAUUCAGUAAAAAGGUGAUAAGUGUCUUUAAUACAGUAUGAUUUAUUUUGAUUUACAGGUAAAACCAGGUAAGUGAUUCCACCUGGAUCUUAAAUUUAGGUUUAAUCAGCUAGGUAUCGUAGCUUUUUCAAACUAAUGAUAGAAUAUUAUUUCUGAUAUAUGCAUCUUUCACUAGCAUAUCGAAUAUCAAACACAACUGGUCUGCUUAAUUCAAAAUAAAGCACUAAAGUUUAAAAACGUUUUUUCUCGAUUUCGGUAUUUCGACAUUUACCUGGUUUUCGUAGUAUACCGACGACAUACCUACUGCAAAAUUGGAUUGCAAGUGUUUUGUUUUGCCAUCGAUUGCUUCCAAGUAGAAAUCAUAAUUAUUAUAGAGAUACUAGAAAUUAUAAUUUCACCAUGCUUCAAAAGUGGGCUUAACUUUUUAAACAGUAUAUUAAACAAAAUUCAAAAAUAUGAGUAUUUUCUUCGGUUAUUCUCAUGUAUCUCAGCAACGAUUGGUUUUCAAAAAAAUUUUAACAGAAAUAAAAGUUUUGAAAUUAUUUUUAGUGAAGAGGGUGAUUAUUUAUUAAAAUUGACAAAAACGAUCGAAGCGUAAAAGCUAAAAAUGUGAUAAAGAAUAAUUGUAAAAAAUACACAGAAAAAAAAACAACAGAAAAAAUCAUCAUCAUCAAAACUCACAAUUUGUAUAGUGUAUAGGUAUGUGAGCGUGAGCUGUCCAGAAUAUUCUGAAAAUAUGUUAAAUUAGAUAGAAGAUGUACAUAUGUAUAUUGGUAAACACAUGAAGUAAGGUAUUUUACUUAAAUUAAAUAGGUUACUAUUUCUAUAUUUCUCUGGCGUUAUCUAUUCCACAUACAUUUUAGGUGGAUCUGCUUAAUUUUUUCCAAAGGGGCAUAUCAUAUAUGUACAUUCAACAACAUUCAGGAGGUACAGGGUUAUUCACUAUAUUUUGACCCCCUGUAAGCUGCUUUAUUUACAGAAUUAGAAAAAAAUGUAAAAUACAAAAGUUAUAAUUUUUAAAUUAUGAUUUUUUGACAUAUAUCAUACUAGUGACGUCAUCCAUCUGAUGACGAUUACGUCAUCCAUCCGAUUACGUGAUGACGUAAUCGACUAUUUUUUAAAUGAGAAUAGGGGUCGUGUGCUAGCUCAUUUGAAAGGUUAUUCAAUUCUCUAUUCAGUAAUUCUGCUUUUCUGAGAAGCGUCUGUGUGUUUAACCCGGUCCAGUCGCGAAUGCUUUUCAGCCAGUAUAUUUAUCGUCUACCAGGACACCUUUUUCUUCGAUUUUGUCCUUCAUAAUCAGCUGCAACAACUUGUACUUAUCACUAAAUAUGUGCCCCAAUACGCUGUCUUUCUCCUUUUAAUGAUGGUAAAAAGUUCUCUGUUUCUUCCCAUUCUGUGCAACACCAUUUCGUUCGUAAUAUGAUCGGUCCAUGGUAUUUUUAAAAUUCUCUUAAAAGCCACAUCUGAAAAGCUUCCGGCUUUCUCAUUAAGUCAACAUUAGCACUCUUAGCUUCGGCACCAUAAAGGAGAAUAGAGUGAAUAUAACAUUUUACCAUCCGAUGUCGGAUUUGCAGAUUGAGUCUUUGGUUACUCAGAAAUUUCCUCAUCUUCAAAAAGGCUGCUCUUGAUUGCUGUAUUCUUGAUCGAAUUUCUGAUUUCGGAUUUAGAUCGUCUGUAAUCCAGACUCAUAAGUAUUUCAUUUUGUCCACUUGUUCAAUAUCUUCAUUUUUAUCUGGAUCCUUGUUAUGACUUUACCCCUCUUACUGAUAAGCAUGGUUUUUUAUGUUUAUUGUUAAACCAAACUAUUCCCCAGUAUCACAAAUUGUAAGGCAAAGUUUUCAACCUAAUAGAAACAUUAAUAAUAUUGAAAAAUAUUAAAAAUAUUACUAAAAGAUUUUUAAUUCAAAACUUAUUGGUCCAUUUACCUGGUAACACCUCCAUGGCUUCUAAAAAUUGCAAGCCAGAUGGAUGCUGAAGCGAAGAAGACAAGAGGGAUCUUCUUGCAAUUUUUAGAAGCCAUGGAGGUGUUACCAGGUAAAUGGACCAAUAAGUUUUCAAUUAAAAAUCUUUUAGGAAUAUUUUUAAUAUUUUUCAAUAUUAUUAAUGUUUCUAUUAGGUCGAAAACUUUCCCUUUCAGUUGCCAGAUAACGCUAGUCACCUACUCCAUAAACGUCAGUUGCAAUGCGGGGAUAAGCUUUCGUAGUUUUGUCACUUCGGGCAGAGAGUAGCAAACCUACACCUCUCUGAUGAUGACUCCAAAUAGAGUCGAAAAUCGUCGAUUUAUAGUGCUGGUUUGCGCUCACUGUUCUAAGUGAAAAAUAAGACGGUUUUGCCUUAGCAUUGCAACUGAAUAAAAAUGGAAUUUUUAUUUUAUUUUCACAAAUUGUGUUUAGUAGCGUAUACAGGUCUUUCUCACUUUCAGCGGUAAUGACUGUAUCGUCGACAUAGCAAUGUUAUUUAUAGGGAGCGGAUUUAUAUUCGAUCAAUUUUGAUGAAAUAUGCGCAUAUAUAUGCAGUAAAGAAUUACGAAAUAUGCGCAAGAUAUGCACAAAAAUUCAAAAAAUGCGCAUUUCGAGAAACCACAAAUUUUAUGUUCUAUUCUAGGGGUUUUAUGCGAUAUAGGGGGGGCGGCAAUCUUAUUUAUUAUCUUUCAAAUAAAAUCAUUAUUUUUUAUAUAUGCAAUUUAUUCGCAUUUUUUACAAAAAAUGAUACCUAAUAGUUACCUAUUUAAAAUAAAAUAACAAUACCACUAUAUAUUAUAUCUUCGAUUAUAAUUCACUACAAUAUGUUUUUCCAAAUUUUUUACGAGGAAACAUUUUCUUUGAUCAGAUAAAAUAUUUUUAUAACUUGAAAAACUCAUUUCAACAUCAACAGAAGUAAUUGGGGGGUAUUUAAAAUAACUUGUUAAAGCCGAAAAUUCUGCACCAAAAUCAAUUUCAAAAUUUCCAUUAAAAAUUUCGCAUAUGUCCUCCAAAGUUUUAAAGCCGUUUAAAGACGGGAUCUGAUCGAAAGCAUGACUAUUUCAAUUUCCGUUAGAAAAUCGUAAAACUAUGGUUAAAGGUGUAAAUUCUCUUAACAAUAGGGGAUUUAAAAGAAUCACCAGAAUUAUAGGUACCUACUAAAUUGGGAUACAAAUUGUACUAAAUAUAAUAAAACUAAAUAAAAUUCGUAUUUCCCGGUAAACCAUCCUUCAUCAUUUUAACAUCCUACAAUCAUUUUAUAACGGCGUACUAUAAGCACUAUAAGUACUUUUUGUAAAUAUCGGGUAUUUUCUAAGAAAAAAUGAAAAGGCAGUGAAUGAGCCGUCUCUCUUCAGGUAGUUCUCGAAUUAAUAGAACAGCCUGUCCGGGGAAAUAUUUUGUGUCGAAUUAAAAAAAAUUGAAGUUUUUGUUUGGACUUGAAUGUUUUUAAAUGGGCACAAAAUAUGCAUAUUUCUUUAAAAAUAUGCAAAAUUUAGUAAAGUUCUCAAAUAUGCGAAAUAUGCAUGCAAUAUGCAUUUAGCAUAAAAUCCGCUCCUUAAUUUAUAUUUUCACCAUGCAUUGUGUUGCCUAACUUUAUUUUUUGUCUUAUUACUAUUCGUUUUUAUAUCUCAGCAUUUCAGAAUAUUUGGACGACACCUCGUAUAUCGUUUUACUGUACAUGGUAAUAGAUCAAAUCGAAAGUAGGAAUUAAUGAAUAAAAAUAUCGUAGUCGUUCCCAGUGAAUGCUUUGUAUACACCUAUCGUGCAAUUUAGAUACAAGAAAAUUAUAACGAUGUUCUUUUCGAAUGGACAAAUAAGUACAAGUUACUCGUGCUUAUAGUGAACGUUAUUCUUUCGCACCGAUAUCUCAUUAUGAUGCUUUUCAUUAAUUAAUUAUAUUAAUUACAUUAAUGGAUGCCAUUGAAGCAUUUGGUCUUGUGUGUAGUACACUUACUUAUCAUGUAUCAUGUCAGUAAUUACGUAGACUCGUUUUCUAAGUAAUUGUAAUGUAUACACAGCUGCUCUCACAGAAGAAAAGGAAAAUUUCUUAUUUGACAUAAACACAUAUUUAUAUGUAUGUGUUUCAUUAUUGUUUAAUGUUCGAAUGUUCCUAUUAGUAGCGUUACGGCUGGCAGCUAAAUGGUGUUAAGUGAUAUUUGAAGCCAUAAUAAACUUAAACAAACUAAUGGAAAGAGAGAGAAAAUAUAUUAAAGAACCUUUCAUAAAACAUAUGGUCGAUACUUUAAAAAAUUACGAAGUCGCCAAGAAACUGGCAGAACUAAGCUUAAGUACCUUUCUUAUAUACUGCCAUUUCAGUCGAAUCUAAAAUAUGUAACAUGUUAAAUGUUGGUCGAUUUAAAUUUACAAAAUUCGGUUCUUUAGUUUUGUACGUUUUGUAGGUCUAUUCGGCGGUGAAGGAUUUACGAGGGGAUAGGGGAAAUUUCCCUCCGCAAGAACUUAAACCACAGAAAGACAAAUUCAACCCAAUAAACCCGCUAGUUAGGAAAAUUAAGGGAACUUAAUGCAUACAAAUUAUGUCUUCGAAGUUCACCCCUUCCCCCAAGCAAAUGUCUAGAUUACCCCCACUGUAUUAACGAAGUUAAAACCAUCUACCAUCAAAAUGGGAUAUCACAAGUGGUUAAAGAUAUGACUUCUAUCAAAUGAGCUGUACCCGCGCAGAUUAGAUUAAAAUUUUGUACAGAGACCAUGUUAAAGAUCAUAUCAGUGCGAAAAAAUAACAAGCUUGUUAAAUUCUAAAAAUUAGCUAUUAUCAAACCAAAGGUGCUCACGUCAUAUAUACAUAAAAGCGAUAUUUUUAUUUUUUCGAUCACUUUUGUAGGGGGGGGGUCCGCAGAUUUUUACUAAAUUUUAGUAUAUUAUUGUACCUUAAAAAAAGGUACACGACAAUUAGACCGAAAUCAUUAGACCGAAAGCAGUAGACCGAAAAGCACUUUACCGAAACCUCACUAGACCGAACAGCAUUAGACCGAAAUGGUAAAUAAAUUUAAAAAGUUUGCAGUAAAUUAUGGUAAGAUUUUGUAUAUCUGCCUUUUUGUUUAUUGUAUUUUUUUGUACAUAUUAUUUUAUAUAUAGACUGUGUAAAUUGUUACUCUGUACAGUCUGAUGAAAUAAUUUUCAUCCGUUAAACAAAUUAGUGAAGGUAAAAAUAAAUUAAGGGUAGAGUGACGUUAACACCAUUUUAACUGUUUAUAAUAACCAUCCAAAUAAGAUUUAGUUGUAAUUAUAUUAGUCUUAUCUCUUUUACUGCGACAAGUAAAAAGAACUGCUUUUCGGUCUUCUGCUGUUCGGUCUAGUGAGGUUUCGCUAAAGUGCUUUUCGGUCUAAUGAGUUCGGUCUACUACUUUCGGUCUAAUGAUUUCGGUCUCUUUACAGUAAACCUAAAAAAAGUAGCCUACAGCUAUUUUUUAAGUCCUCUAGGGGUAACCGUGGGCCUAAGUUAUGCCCCUUGACAGGAUCAAAAAUACCUUUUUACCCUAUACAUAAUUGAAGAGUAUUUAUGAGCUCAGUGAACCGAUUUAACGCACAAUGUGUCAUUUUUCUUGUUAUAAUGUAACUUUUUGAUGAAAUAAUUUGCAAAACCACAAAAGAUAGGUUUUAUGUUUAGGUUAAGAAGCACGAAAAGAAAACUUCUAAACGAGAAAACAAAAUGUAGGAAGUGGAAAAUGAAAGGGUUUUUAAAUACACUAAGCAUCAAAAUUAACGCACCACCUUAAAAAUGAGACAUUUUUGAUGUCUCGUAUUUCCUAAACCUGUAGUCCGAUUUUUUUAGUAUACUAUAGCUUUAUUCUUCAAGAAUAUCGAUAUAAUAAUAGUAUUGCUAAACAGGUAAGUGUCAUUGUAUACCGGGGGUAACAAUGAUAGUGUGUUUUUUCCUCAAAAUUUGGAACACCCUGUGGAAUAUUCUAGCGUAUAUAAAAUAUUGAAAUUAAAACUCAACUGUAGUCUUGGGCAUUCUUAACAUUCAUUCGCUUAUGUGGGAUCAUAAAAAAGUUAGGUGCUUUAACAACUAGCCACGUUAUUCAUCAAUUCAGGGUGUUUCUAAAUAAGUGCGACAAACGAGGUAAUUCUGCAUGAAAAAAUAAUGACCGUUUGCUUUAUAAACAUAUGUCCACAACAGUGGCGACGCGUGACUUUUUCUAAAGUGUUACCAAAACCAGAUAUUAAAUAAAUAUAUAUGAUACCAGAUAUAUUAUAUAUUAUCUAUAUGUAUAAUGUAUUUUAUAAAUAUUUUUAUAUAUACAGUGUUCCCAUACAUCAAAGUUUGUUCGACUAGACACCGUGAAUUUUCAGCUUGCUAUUAAUCAACUUUUUUUUGGUACGCGCGAUCCAGGUCUAUUAUAAAAAUAGAUGAAAUAAAAUUAAAAAAUUAAAAAUUUAAGAAAUUAUAUAAAGUAUCUACAAACUAAAAACAUAUUUGUUGUUUUUAGGUAAAAUAUGUAUUAUAUCACCUUUAUACUUUAUUAAAAAAUCCAAAUUGUAUAAUUAGUAUACUAAUCAGUACAUUCAUUUGUCAUUUUUAGCCUAAAAUAUUAAAUAAUUUUUAUUUUAUUGAUUAUACACUACAAUGUACUGUAUAAUCAAUAUUAUUAUAUGUCAUAUUAUAAUAAUGUUGUUGUUAAUUAAUAUAUUUCGACAAGUAAUUAAAAUCGAUUAAUAUGAUUUAUAUAGGAUAAAAAGGUAUAGAUAUAUUAUGUGUAUAAUAAGCAAGUACAGUUACAAGUUAUAAACUAAUAAUUAAUAAUGCAUAUUAUGCAAUAAUCGAAUCCAAAGGGCCGGUACGGUUAACUAACCGGAGUUUAAUCGAGAAAAUACCGGCCCUAAGAAUAACAGACUUCAUAAAUGGAAUUAUAAUUAUUACCUAUAAUUAUAAUAAUAAUUAAAAUUGCAUUUAUUAAGUCUGAUAUUCUUACGGUCGGUAUUUUCUGUCCCGAUAGACACCGGCCCUACUUAGCGUCACCAAAUUAAAAUUUGGUAACACCAAUACGCGGUUUCAGAGCCAUCGUCCCCGCAAAAUUUUCAGAGACGAUCCAGUCAAAGAUCCUACUAUCGUUGCCACUCACAGAAGUGGUAAACGGCGCGGCGCACGGUAAGGGCACAGUAUAAUAAAUAUGGAACCUCUUUAUACUGUGGUAAGGGCGUAUUAUAAUAACGUGCAACCGAUUUUACAUAAACUCACUGAUAUUUUCGUGCGUCUAGUUGGCUAUUUUACUGAAUUAGGUAGAUACUAUUAACAAAUAUUUCUAUUUUUAAAAAAUAUAAAUGGAAUUAUUUCAUAGUAGUCAUAAAAUAUUUAUUUACAAAUUUUAACUGUUACCAAUGGUAACAAUGGUUACAUGGACGCUUCGCCAGUGGUCCACAAACGCUUCGUUUCCAAGAUACGGGAUGUUGAAUUUUUUCUUACAAACUGACGAUUUAUUUAUUGCUCUAAAACAGGUUGAGAUAUGCAAAUUAAAUUUGGUAGGUUUUAAGAGGUAGUUAUUACGCAUUUUUUGGCAUACAAUUAAGAAUUUUAUAUUCACCAUUGGCGUGCAUACGAGAUGUAUCUAAAAUGUUUAUACCCUUAGCACGCCAAUGGUGAAUAUAAAAUUCUUAAUUUUAUGUCAAAAAAUACGCAAUAACUACCUCUUAAAAACUACCAAAUGUCAUUUGCAUAUCUCAAAUAGUUUUAGAGCAAUAAAUAAAUCGUCAGUUUGUAAGAAAAAAUUCAACAUCCCGUAUCUCGGAAACAAAGCAUUUGGGGACAUAUGUUUAUAAAGAAAACGGUCAUUAUUUUUUCAUGCAUAAUUACCCCUUAAAGUUUGUCGCACUUAUAUUUAAAAACACCCUCUAUUGAUGAAUAACAUUGCUAGUUGUUAAAGUACCUAACUUUUUUAUUAUCCAACAUAAGCGAAUGAAUCAAAAAGCAGAAUGUUAAGAAAGCCUAUUGCUACAGUUGAGUUUAAAUUUAAAUAUUUUAUAUACGCUAGAAUAUUCCACAGGGUGUUCCAAACUUUGAGGAAAAAAUGAACUAUCAUUGUUACACCCGGUAUACAAUGACACUUACCUCUUUAGCAAUAAUAUUAUUAGGUCGAUAUCCUUAAAGAAUAAAGCUAUAAUACUGAAAAAGUCACUCAAAUCGGACAACAGGUUUAUGAAAUACGAGACAUCAAAAAUGUCCCAUUUUUAAGGUGGUGCGUUAAUUUUGAUGCUUAGUGUACCUUUCGAACAAGUUUUUUCAUGACAAUCACAAAUUUCAUUAAAAAUUAGGUGAAGGUAGAAGGUAGUUUUAUAUGUAUACAACAAUCUCUACUGACUGAAUUUCUUGGCCCGAGCCUUUAACUAUUUUUUUGACCGCCUAAAAUUGAGCUUUUUGCUUCAUUAGUAAGAAAACACACGUUGUCGUUAAGGAUUUCUCUCAUCUGUUUGGUUACUCUGCAGUAUUAGUACUCAACUGAUUAUUAAAAUACAACCUAAAUUUUAAGCGUUUAUGGAAGCCUUUAGAUGGCCGAGAACUAAAGUUAUGGGCAGUUUUAAUUUUAACUUUAAUCUGACGUAUCAAAUACGUUUAUUCGUUAUUCGUCUUUCCGUAGGUUAUCUUAUGGAGUGACGCAUACUUGUUCGCUUUAUACUGCCAGCAGUACUAGCGUUCACGUAUUUAAUCCAUCAGAUUAACGUUAAAAUUAAAACUGCCAUAACUUUGGUUCUCGACCACCUAAAGGCUUCCUUAAACGCUUAAAAUUUAGGUUUUAAUAGUAAAUUUUAAUAAUUCGUUUAGUAAUAGGUAUUGCAGAAUAAUCAAACAAAUAAAAAAAAUCAUUAAUGACAAUGUGUGUUGACGUACUUUAUGAAGCAAAAGCUCAAUUUUUAGGCGGUCAAAAAAACGUCAGAAAAAAGUGCUAUCAGUUUGCAAAGGAUAAAAAGGCGAUUUUCGAAAAACUGGCUAUUUUUAAACCGCUAUUAUGUUCGUAUAUACUAAUAUACUAGAUGGAUUUUAAUUUACGAAUGCUCGUUGGAAUGGUAUUUAAAAACUCUUUCGUUUGCCGGUUUCGACAUUUGUUUUCCUCGUUUAGUUAAAUUUUGACAAUUAUUUGAAAUUCACAAAAUUUUUGUUUUCUUUUCGUUCAUCUUAACCUAUAAAACAAAACGUUUUUUUUCGAUUGUUAACAAGAAAAAUAAGACCUUACGCGGUUAAAUCGGUCCACUGUAAAGCUCAGAAUGUAAAGAGCUCAGAGAUAUAGGUCUUCAAAUAUGAGGUAAAAAGGGGUAUUUUUGGACUUUUCGAGGGGCAGAUCUUAGGAACCGGCUAAAAAUAGCUUUAAGCUACUUUUUUUUAAGGUAAAAUAAUAUACAAUUUGGAAAAAAAUCUGCUGACACCCUCCUACAAAAAUGAUCGAAAAGUAAAAAUAUUGCUCAUAUAUAAAUAUAAAUUCAUGUUAAAUAUUUAUCGCUAUCACUUCGUACUAAUUGUUCACUCUAAUGUACAUGUUUCUUCAACUUUACCAGCUGAUCGUAUUAGCACUACGUUAUUGACCAAUUGUAUAAGAAUCGCUUUAUAUGAAUAUAAAAGCCUGUGUAAACUAUAAUAUUAAUCUAGUUAUACUGAUUGUAUUGCCCUGUUUGUAAUUUUUUAAUAUCGUUGUUUUCUGUUUUACUUGUAUAGUUAAUAUCUUAGACAUAUAUAUUGAAUUCUUGUUAAAAGACUCGCCAUGUUUGUAUAAGUAAUUCUUGUAAAUAUGUACCUAAAUGUACUAUAUUAUUUCUAUUAAAUCUCGUUUGUUUUUUAA
Diabrotica virgifera virgifera (western corn rootworm) is the source of this 17331-nucleotide messenger RNA. RefSeq names its product ADP-ribosylation factor-like protein 4C (gene Arl4). Gene Ontology annotation, molecular function: GTPase activity; GTP binding. Bases 533 to 1156 code for a protein of 207 amino acids. The transcript is spliced from 6 exons. Gene Ontology annotation, cellular component: cytoplasm. The record is from RefSeq and is a predicted model, not a curated record. Gene Ontology annotation, biological process: intracellular protein transport; vesicle-mediated transport. NCBI's taxonomy places the organism in Eukaryota, Metazoa, Arthropoda, Insecta, Coleoptera, Chrysomelidae.